Molecule: messenger RNA, 2739 nt
Organism: Eimeria tenella
Lineage: Eukaryota; Apicomplexa; Conoidasida; Eucoccidiorida; Eimeriidae
Product: AT hook motif-containing protein, putative
Exons: 3
Coding region: 1-2739 (912 amino acids)
Source: RefSeq, a predicted model, not a curated record
AUGUUGCAGCAGCUUUUCUUGUCUCCCCCUCACCUCCCAGCAGGCUACGCCGACCACUGCCAAGGUGGUAGCUGCUGUGGCUGCAGCAGCAGCAACUGCGGCAAUUGCUGCGAUGACCCGACGACGGAGACGCUGCUUCAGCAGUCUUGCUGCUUAACCGCUGCAGCAGGGGAGUGGGCUUGCAGCAGAUGCAUCGCCUAUGCGCAGUUGCUGCGACUGCGCUGUGACUCCUCGCCCGCCUUUCUUGCUUCCCCGCCAAAUGCUGCUGUCGCAUUUCAGCACAUGGCUCCCCCAAAGUCGGACGAGCUAGAGAGAGCAGCAGCAGCAACAGCAACGGCGGCUACGCACACGUCACCGUCAGAGGUGCAUCGCUCUGGUGCCGCAGAGGCAGAGACUCCUUCAACAUGCUGUUGUUGCUGCUUCUACUACGGCAGUUGCGGCACUGCGAAUAGCAGCAGCAGCAACAGCUGCGAAGUGUGGGGGCCUCUACCGGUGUCCGUAGCAGAUGACUUCAGCUGUGACUUUGGCGGCGCCUGCGAUUCCUGCUUGGCUUUGCAGGAGGCACCGAGUCCUCUGGAUGCAGACGAUGGAGAUGUGAGUCAGCUCUGGGGCCCUGAAGAGGAGAGUUGGGGUCACCGGGAAUACUGGGGUGCCCCAAGCAGGUGCCCAGACGCUGGAGGACCUCCUGAGCAUGAGCGACGGGCGGCAGCGGUGGGAGUGGGUGCUCUUCUCCUACAGCUGCCGAGUAACCUUAUAUGCGACGCCACACUUUUGACCAGCGUGCCAAGCCCUCUGAAUGCUGGUGAGAGGCCGUUGGGGCCUCUGCCACCUUGUAGGAAUGAGGCAGUUCCACCGGAAUCAGCGAGAGUGGAAUGCUGCCAGCGGCGCUGCAGCGAGGCAUACACCAGCCGCAGUAGCACCAGUACCUGCUGUUGCGCGCUCGACUUUGAUGUGGCACGGCAAAAUAGGGAGGGAAAGAUGGAAGAGCUGCUGCCUUUGGAGAAAGACCUUCUGUUGCAUGAUGACCAAGCUCCUGAAGCAGGAAAGACACCUUCCCGUGACAUCAACCAGCAGCAGCAGCAGCAGCAGCAGCAAAUAGAGCCAAGCACUCUUGAGCAGCUUUCGCCCUCUCCAGUAUCGUACUGUGCAAGUGGCUGCGCCUCACCAUUGCAGCACACACAUCCUGACCAGCGAUCUCAUCCCGUUCCCAAGGAGUCAGAGCGCCAGCAGCAGCAGGUUAAGCUAGUUGAGACGCGGGAAACUUCGUCUCAAGAGACAGAAUGCCAGAAACCAGGAGCAGGGACGCAGCAGAUGCAACAGUCUCCUGCCGCGGCCACGAGGCAGCGCGUCCGGCGACGGCGUGCGUCAGAUCCCCUUGAAGUGCCAAGACUAGAGCAGGAUCAGCAAGAGCAAGAGAAGCAGCCCUAUUCUGCAGGCAGUUGCUGCUGUGGCAACCAGCAGUGUGUUUGUACACAGCAGCAACGAAGUGGCAGUUUCUUCGCAACUGGGUCCGAUGUGUCAACAGGGCAGCCAUGCUACGGCCGGCAAGAGCAGCAACAGCAGGAGUCGUUCCUGCUUCCUGUGCAAAAGAGGAAAAGACUUACAGAUAGCACUCUUGCGGACUCUAGCUGUGAUGAAUGGGUAGUGGGUCAGCAGGACCAGUGGCCAUGUGACGGCCAGGGGUGCCAAGCCCUGCUGCUGUCUGCGGAGGAACAACAACAACAACUCUCGCCUGCCUCAUUCUACAACAUUUCAUGCUCACCUUCUACAGCAACUACGGGAGCACAACAGCAGCUGCAGCACGGAGAUUCCACAGCAGCAAACUGUGGCUCGUGUGGAAGUGCAGCUAGCUGCUGCUGCUGCAGCUCUCUCGGACUAGAACCGCAACAGCAGCAGCAUGCGGGGCUCCAUACGAUAGUGGAAGGGACUCUCACACGUCAGCUUUCUCACGUUUCUCAAGAAUCUGGGGGUGCCGCCGAUACAGCGGCAAGCAGCGGUUCGCAGGAGUGCAACAGGGACUCAUCAGCUCCGUCUACGGCUCCUUCCCCCAAAGUAGCCGCAGCAGCAGCACCUCUGGUGAAGGGGGGCCCUUUCGUGUGCAACGUGGAAAUACCUGUAUGCGUUCCGCAGUUUGAAGACAGCACAGACUGCCUCUCGUUGCUGAAUCUGACUGAGGCGCAGUGGCAACAGUUCAGAGCCCAAGGCAUGUUCAAGUUGGGCGACAAGGGGAGGGCUAUUAUUAAAAGCAGAAUAUCAAGGCAGCUCCGUGUUUUCCCACAUCUGCGGAAAAAGGCUUCGUCGGUUGCGGGAGUCCGCUGUGCCACGACAAAGCAGCUGUUUCAGCUUGCGCAGAUUUGCGGACUCUAUGAUGUGCUCCCUCCCCAGUUCCAGCCCGCUUCGUUUCGGAGCUCGCAGCAGGGCCAGCAGCAACAAAGCAGCCAGUUGGACACGCAGCAGAGGGGGCAGGAUGCAGCAGCAGUUGCGGCUCGCUACUCGUCGCUCAGCCCCUUGACCAGCAGCUCACUGACGGAUGCAGUCCCUGGGAGCAACACAGCAGCUGCUACCCCAACCGCGCUCAUGGUGCCAGACUUUGAGGGGGCUUCACCUGGAGGUAGCAGUAGCAGUAGCGCAGUGUUCUGGCAGCAGCAGCAGCAGCAGUUACUGUUGGAAAGUAUGCAACAGCAGUCGCAACAGCAGGUUUUUUGCGAGCAGCAGCAGCUCCAGCUGCCUUUGAUCUGA